ACUGUUCUCACUCCUUUUCCUUCCACAUUCCAUCAUCAAUUCAAUUUGCCUAAAAAUUCAAACCACCAUUAUAUAGUAUUCAUAUAAUUAGUAGUAAGACAAAAGAAUUCAUCCACCAGCUCCCUUGUCUCCACUACUUUCCCUUUGAUUGCCGGAGCUCAUUCAUAAAGCAUGUUUAAAUAGUGAAUUCAGCAAGUCAAUUUUCUUGAGAAUUCAAAACCACCAUUGAUUGAAGCUCGAAAUCACUCCAUUCGAGCACCCUCCAAAUACCUUUAAGCUGAAAAGAUGGGACCAUCAUUUUCUUUCUUGAAACCACAACGUCCUAAAUUCUCUCUAGCCGAGAUCCGGUUGGCCACCAACGACUUCAGUGAAGAAAUUGGAACCGGUGGUUUCGGUAAAGUAUACAAAGGCUUCAUCGACAACGGCCAAACGGCCGUGGCAGUGAAGCGGCGAAAUGCAUGGUCCCUGCAAGGCCAGAGUGAGUUCACCAAGGAGAUUGAAACCCUAACCGAGAUCCGGCAUCGUAAUAUAGUUUCUCUCAUUGGCUACUGUGACGAAAAGGGAGAUAUGAUUCUUAUCUAUGAGUACGUGGCCAAUCAUUCACUCAAGCAUCACCUCAACCAGUCAAUGGCGGGCGGUGCCUUGCUCACGUGGCGCCAACGGAUUAAUAUCUUGAUUGGAGCUGCUCGGGGCCUGUGUUAUCUUCACGAACACGCUCCCAACAGCUCAGUCAUACAUCGCGAUGUGAAGAGUGCAAAUAUCCUUGUGAAUGAGAAUUUUGAGGCUAAAGUUGCGGAUUUUGGCCUGGCGAGACAUGUAGGGUUUGAUGUAAGCCAUGUGAGUACGGGUCCUAGGGGCACGGAUGGGUAUGAAGAUCCACAUCAUAAAAGCUCCGGUGGUAAGCUAACUAGGGCGAGUGACACAUAUGCUUUUGGCGUGGUGGUGUUGGAAGUAUUGAGUGGGAGAAAAGCGCUUGAUGGCUUAGUGUACCUCUCCAAUUGGGAUUUCGACAGGGAACCUCACGAGAUUGUAGACUCAAAUGUGAGUGGAAACAUCUCAGAUAGGAGCCUUAAGAUAUGCUAUGACGUCGCUAAAACAUGCUUGCUUUAUGAACCAAAGCAACGGCCGAAAAUGAGGGAAGUUUUAACCCAGCUUGAGUCAGCCCUUGUUGGGUUAGAGCUAGAAGUUCCAAAAGAAGAGAUAAUGUCCAUGACUGCUAACUUAAGCAUGCCGUGUGGAAAAAGUGUAUUCCGUGGAACCCUUGAAACUGGACAGCCUGUAGCAAUCAAAAGGCUCGACACGAAUCUGCCACACCAAGAAAUUCUAACAAAGGUUUCAACAAUAUUUGGUCUAAAGCAUGAAAAUGUGGUUAAGCUACUUCACUAUUGUGCGGACGAUGAUCAGUAUUUCCUGGUGUAUGAGUUUGCACAGCAAGGGUCCUUAUACGACAUUCUUUAUGGAGGAAGAGGCGUUGAGCUUGAGCCGCGUCCGGCUCUGUCAUGGGCCCAGCGUAUCAGAAUUGGUGUUGGGGCUGCAAGGGGCUUACGCUACUUGCAUGAGAAGAACUUGAUGCAUUAUAUGAUCACAUCCUAUCAUGUUUCAGUUUUUGAUGAUGGAACUGUUAAAAUAACUGAUACUCAUCAACUUACUCAAACCUAUUCUGUGGUCUCAUAUGAGGAUAGUGGUCAUAGUGCGCCCACAGAGAGCCUUUUAAUUCGAAGAAAGAAAAUCAGUAUUUACAGCUUUGGCGUGGUUCUCCUUGAACUUUUGACUGGUGGCCCACCAUUUGAUCCCACACAAAGGAUCGAACGGCCGAAGGAAAUUGAUACUUUGGUAAAUCGACUGCUCCGUACAGUAUUUGUGCACGAGAUUGUCGAUGCUAAACUUAAAGCAGACUACCCUCCCAGGGCAGCUGAAAGGUUAGCUGAAAUUGCUCGUUCAUGUCUUCAAUCUCCAUCCAAUCUUCGUCCAGAUAUGAGUGAAGUUCUCAACUCUCUUGAAGAGCUGUUACCAGAAGACUCAAAGAGUGGAAUUUACAACUGAGAUUGUAUGUUGGUAUGGUUGUGGUGCAGAAUCACUCACAAGUUUUCAAGGAUAUUAUUAAGGAUGCUUUCUUGCAUUUGAAACUUCUAAACAAAUUUUGUACACUAUCUUUACUUUGAUACAUGUCGUUCAUUGUGUUUUAUUAGUCCAAACUGUAAAAGUUCUGUUUACUUCACCUUGGUUUUUAUGUCACAGAUAUUGAUUGUUAAGUGUCAAUCAUGAAUGAUUUUAAUUA
This is a messenger RNA of Salvia splendens (bonfire salvia), 2278 nucleotides long. Its product is annotated as PTI1-like tyrosine-protein kinase At3g15890. Gene Ontology annotation, molecular function: protein kinase activity; ATP binding. Gene Ontology annotation, biological process: protein phosphorylation. Bases 286 to 2043 code for a protein of 585 amino acids. The transcript has 7 exons. The record is from RefSeq and is a predicted model, not a curated record. NCBI's taxonomy places the organism in Eukaryota, Viridiplantae, Streptophyta, Magnoliopsida, Lamiales, Lamiaceae.